Asparagus officinalis (garden asparagus) is the source of this 1470-nucleotide messenger RNA. Its product is annotated as probable E3 ubiquitin-protein ligase RHB1A. The transcript has 5 exons. Gene Ontology annotation, molecular function: ubiquitin-protein transferase activity. The record is from RefSeq and is a predicted model, not a curated record. Lineage: Eukaryota; Viridiplantae; Streptophyta; Magnoliopsida; Asparagales; Asparagaceae. Bases 366 to 962 code for a protein of 198 amino acids.
UUUUCUUCCUCCCAUUUUAUUACCCUUUCGGUAGUUGGGUAUCCUCGUCUCUCCUAUUUCCCUUUUAUAGAUUAAAAUAUCAAUAUAUUAAUAUAAUAGCCUCAUCAGUCCCCAUUCUCUCUCUCUCUCUCUCUCUCUCUCUCACUAAAGUCUUAAACGAGGGAUGAUGAUGGAGACGGAGAAGAGGGAAAGGCCCCCGAAGCCUCUCGCUUCUCCGACGACGACGGCCCCCAAACGAAUCAGGGUCCCGAUAUUUUGAUCAGGAUUCGGUCAUCCUUUCUCUUUCUGUGUUGGGGUGUGGCCCCAGCAUCUUUUCUCCUUCUGUUGAACAACAAUCUUGAAAUAGGUAAUCAAAUAAGUAGAUAAUGGGUGGUUGCUGUUGCUGUGCAUCAAGAAGAGCUGAAUCAGAUAGAUCGCCGGUAUACUUUUAUUGUCCGCGAGGGUUAGAGGAGAAUGAACCUUUAUCUGCCUCCCAUGUUAUGUCGACUGCAAUACCUGCUGGACUUCUUGUUGGUCCAAAUGUGGAUACAUCAAGUCCAGAUACUUAUCGAGCACCGCCUCCCCCAAUGCCUUACAAUGUUUCCUUCACGUGCUCACAAACUGUUCCCGGAAAUACUGAUAAUUGUGGCAACAAGCAAUCAGCAGAUCCAUUGUCAGCAGGUGGAACAACAAGUCCUGAUGAAGAUUUGAAAGUACUUGACUGCAAAACUAAAAGUGAUUAUCUGGUGGACUCUCCUAAAGCGAAAGAUGAAAAUUUGAAGUUGGAGACUAAAUCUGCAGCUAUGGAUGAGGAGGAUGUCUGCCCCACUUGCCUAGAAGAGUAUGACUCAGAGAACCCUCGCAUCACCACAAAAUGUGAGCAUCAUUUUCACCUUGCAUGUAUACUGGAAUGGAUGGAGAGGAGCAAUACUUGCCCCGUAUGUGAUCAGAUCAUGGAGAUUGAUGAAACCCGUCGAGAGUAGAUCUCCUUAUGUGCCGAAGCAAAGCUUGAUAGUCUUUUUAACCUGGCAGGGUUUAAUGCCAAGCCUGAAUUAAAGAACCAUAUAUGCUCGACCCUUUUCCAGGCACCCUCAGGCUGGAAUCUUGUUACUAUAACGGGAAGAUAAUCUUGUGAUGCCAGGUGAAAUUCUUUUACUACCUAAAAACAAAAGGGGGAGAUGGAAGGAAAAGGAAAUCAUAUGUUGUUAGAUGCAAUUUCUUCUUAAUGGAUAAUGUAAAUCCUGAUCUCUCUACUCUUUUAUACUUUCUUACGGUCUGGGGCAUGCGGGCGAGGUGAACAGCUGCUUUCUUAUAUAGUUUGUUUUUGCAAAGCUUCCUUUUCUGUCUGCUUUAGCUUUUGCCUUUUGUGCAUAUUAUAGUUUCCCAUAGGUGCGAGUGCUAAUAGGAAUUCUGGUGUCGUCUGUAUUUGUACGUCUAGUUUGUUCCUGCGAUUCCUCUGAUCAUUGUAAUGAUAAGUGCUUGAAUGAUAAA